UCCCAUAAUUUCUGACAAGCUUUCAAUUUUCAAAAUGGCCGACGACGAUCAAAACAAAAAGCGUUUUUAUUAGACUUCUCUUCUCGAUAAAAAAUCGCCAGCUAACAAAUAUCUAUAUUUUAAAGUGAUAUUUGGAUAUGUUAGUCUUUGCAAAGGUAGACUCAUUAUCGUAUAAAACAUAGGUCAAGAGUUGAGUUGACCGUAGCCGAAUAUUUUUUACUUAAGCUCAAUUUGAAAUGUUCACUCUUCUUUCCGGCUUAUGGAAAUACUUAUUCCAAAAAGAUGAAUACUUCAUUCUUAUCCUGGGUCUCGAUAACGCCGGGAAAACGACCCUUCUUGAACAGAUCAAAAGGAAAUUCUGUAAGACCUACAAUGGGAUACCAUUUGAGAAAAUCACUACAACUGUAGGUUUGAAUAUUGGAAAGAUCACUAUCAGCCACGUGAAGCUGAUGUUCUGGGAUCUUGGAGGGCAGCAGGAACUACGAACCUUGUGGGAUAAGUAUUUUGAAGAAUGCCAUGGGGUCAUCUACGUAAUAGACUCGACUGAUAGCAAACGACUAGAUGAGUCGCAUAAUGCAUUUGAAGAGGCCCUAACCCACAAAGCCCUUGAAGGAGUCCCUCUGCUGGUGCUGGCCAACAAGCAGGAUGCUCAGGGGUCUCUUUGUGUGGAUAAAAUAGAACCAAUCUUUAGUCAAGGAUCUUUGGUAACAAGAAGGGAUUACUACAUCCAACCUACAUCUGCUUUGAAUGGAGAUGGAAUAGAGGGUGGUAUCCAUUGGCUUGUUGACCAAGUGAAGCAAAACAUAGCAGAACGACCUCCACACUUGAAAGACAUAACUUGAUUUAAUCACAAGAACUCUAUAGUAUGCAUAAGGCUUAGUAAGAAAUGCUGGUAUGGUGUAGUAUACCCAGGGGACAUUAGAGGACGUUCCAAUUACUCCAAGGGUGUGUCUAGAGAAAAAUGCAGGGUGGGGUCCUGAGUACCCAUUCACAGACCAAGGAUCAAUCAGGUUCAAAUUGGCAUCUUUAUUUCUGGUCAUAGGCUACCAGAUCCAUGAAGAAGCUUUUUCUGUCCAAAUACCCCAAAAAAUAAACCGUCUUUUACUUCCGGAGGGCUAAAGGAAACCUCAACCGAAAGGAGACUAAGGAAUCUAUUAGAAUCCACGCUAUUCAACAGGCCAUUCGCUCUAAAUUAUCAGUCACAUCCUUAAAGCAACUUCCAAUCGACACACUGCUUCCUCAAUUUGGAAAUAUUUUUGCGUUUUCUGUUUAAAAUCAUCGGAGUUUUGUUGUGUAAUCGACCGGAAGUAAACUGGUGUUAAUGCUGCUUUAACUACAAAUGGGAUCAACCAGAGUGAAACUUAUCUCGUUACAUGAGGAUGGUGGUUUCCAGACACCUAGAUUCCCCUCUCUGGACAUGGGCCUGUUUUCAAAUAUAUAUAUAUAUUAUUCAGAAAGUCUAUAUAGUGCCGAAGAUGUUUCUUCUAAAGAAAAGUAGCCUCUGCAGGGAAAAUGCUAGUGUAUUUGAGCAGUCAAAUUCAAUUGGAUUUUGGCUGUAGUCUAUUCAGAAUUUGUGCGAUAGUGUAAAGUCAAAAUCAAAUAAUUUAGUGAGGAAAUGUAUAUACUGUAAAUAUCUCGAAACAAAAA
Nematostella vectensis (starlet sea anemone) is the source of this 1647-nucleotide messenger RNA. Its product is annotated as ADP-ribosylation factor-related protein 1. The record is from RefSeq and is a predicted model, not a curated record. The coding region runs from base 237 to 842 and encodes 201 amino acids. Gene Ontology annotation, biological process: intracellular protein transport; protein localization to organelle; Golgi to plasma membrane protein transport. The transcript has 7 exons. Gene Ontology annotation, cellular component: Golgi apparatus. Gene Ontology annotation, molecular function: GTPase activity; GTP binding. Lineage: Eukaryota; Metazoa; Cnidaria; Anthozoa; Actiniaria; Edwardsiidae.